AUGACCUCCACCUUCAUGGCCUUGCUCUGUCUUGGGCUGAGUGAAGACCCCAGGAUGCAAGCACAGGCAGGGACACUCCCCAAACCCACCAUCUGGGCUGAGCCCAGCUCUGUGAUGCCCUGGGGGACACCUGUGACCAUCUGGUGUCAGGGGAGCUUGGAGGCCCAGGAGUACCACCUGCAUAAAGAGGGGGACUCAUGGAAUUGGGAGACACGGAAGCCACUGGAGUCCGGGGACAAGGCCAACUUCUCCAUCACAUACAUGACAGAUGUAUAUGCAGGAAGAUACCGGUGUGACUAUGAACGCCCCAAUGACUGGUCAGAAUACAGUGACCCCCUGGAGCUGGUGGUGACAGGAUCCCAUGGCCAACCCAGCCUCUCAGCCCUGCCCAGCCCUGUUGUGACCUCAGGAGGGAACGUGACCUUCCAGUGUGCCUCACAGAUGGGAUUCCACACAUUUGUCCUGAUGAAGGAAGGACAGCGCCAGCCCUCCUGGGCCCUGAACUCCCAGCCAGCCCCCCGUGGGGGUACCCAGGCCCUGUUCCCUGUUGGAUCUGUGACCCCUAGCCUCAGGUGGACGGUCAGAUGCUAUGGCUAUUACAGCAACACCCCCCAGGUGUGGUCGGACCCCAGCGACCCCCUGGAGGUGCUGGUCUUAGGUGUGUCAGGGAAGCCCACCCUGCUGACCCAGCCUGGCUCUCUAAUGAUGCCUGGACAGAGCGUGACCCUCCAGUGUCGCUCUGAUGUUGGCUAUGACAGAUUCGCUCUGUCCAAAGAGGGGGCACCUGACCCUCCCCGGCAGCUUGGCAAGCAGCCCCAGGCUGGGUUGUCUGGGGCAGACUUCCCCCUGGGCCCUGUGAAACCCUCCCAUGGGGGCCGGUACACGUGCUACGGUGGAUACACCCUCUCCUCCGAGUGGUCGGCCCCCAGUGACCCUCUGGACAUCCUGCUCACAGGACAGCUGCCCUACACACCCUCCCUCUCUGUGCAGCCACGACGCAUGGUGGCCCCAGGAGAGAAUGUGACUCUGCUGUGUCAGUCACAGAGCUCUGUUGACACUUUCCUUCUGACCAAGGAGGGAGUAGCUGAUCCCCUGCUGCGUCUUAGAUCACAGUACCGAGCUGGGCAGCACCGGGCUGAAUUCCCCCUGAUGCCUGUGACCUCAGACCACGGGGGGUCCUACAGGUGCUACGGCUCUGCCAGCACCUCCCCCUAUCUGUUGUCACAGCCCAGUGACCCCCUGGAGCUCCUGGUCUCAGGGGCUGCAGACCCAGAGCCCAAGGACAGAGGCCUGCAUGACAGCUCCAGCCCAGCUGCUGCCACCCAGGAGGAGAGCUUCUAUGCUGCCAUGCAAGACACUCAGCCUGAGGAGGGGGUGGAGCUGAACCAUCAGCAGAACACACAAAAUGAAGACCCCCAAGGACUGACGUACAUCCAGGUGAGCCUGUCAAGAUCAAGAUUCAGGUGGGGACUGGCCACUUCUCCUUUCCCUGUGUCAGAGGGAUUACUGGACUCGGAGGACAGACAAGCAGAGGAAAACAGGCAGACGGACUGUCAGGUUGCUGCAUAUGACACCCCCCAGGAUGUAACCUACACCCAGCUUCAUCCCUUGACUCUCAGACAGGAGACAAGGGCAUCCCCUCCAUCCCAAUUAGGGGAGCCCCCAGCAGAGCCCAGUGUAUAUGCUGCUCUGGCCAUGCACUAGCCCAGGAGGGGUCCUGACACCACACUCCAUGGAGGGCGACCACAGGGACCCUGAAAGGCACAGGAGUUGCCCACAGUGAGUGUCACCUAAUGAUGACCCCAGCCAGCCUGGACUCUUCACUUGGACCAGCAAGAACUCCUGGGACCCUCUGGGAGUCACUGAUUCUGCCAUCAAAGAUAGUAAUACCCCUACACUUUGGAAAUAAAAGCAACAGACUUCCCAAUUACCCAUGAAUGAAAUGAGAAAAUCCAAAUGGAAAUGAGAGAAAGUUUACACUGAAGGACAGUGUAAAUGUUACACAUCAAAUCUAUGAAAUGGGAAAAUAAGAACCAAGAACUAAUCUAUUAGAACAGAAAAAGACUCAAAUAAUUAAUGACAGAACCUAUUCUAUUGAGAAUUUGGGAAAAGAAUAGCAAGUUAUUCCAAACAAAGGUAGAAGGCAGAAAAUAAUAAAGACAAGACAUAGCUAGUAAUGAGGACAAAUUUAAAAAUAGAGAAAAAUCAAUGAAGCUGAAAGUGUUCCUUUUUGUAAGCAAUGGUCACAUUUAUAAAUCUUAGCCACAAAACCAAGGAAAGAGAGAGAGAGGGAGGAGGUACACAUCAUUAUUAGGAUGGCAUCCCAUCCUACAGACUUUAAAUUUAGAAUGCAACAUUAUUAACUCCUUUAUGCUGAUAUUUGAGACAUGUAAAUGAAAUGGGUAAAAUUCUCAAAAUAGAAGCUACUAAAUUGAUGGAGAAGUAGAAAUUAUGUAUCACCUUAUGAAUACAUUGAAUGCAUUGACUGUGAUUAAACUGUCCCCCAUCUGAAGUGUGUGGAGACUGAGAGAAUUGGAGUCAGAGUGGUGGCUGGCGGGGCUGGACUGUGGAGAUGGGGAGGUGUUGGUCAGGAUUAUAGACAGAAGAAGAACAAGGUCUCUACAGUUGUAAGACCACAAGAUCUGGGGAUCUCAUAUACAGCAUGAUGACCGCAGCUCAUAACACUGUAUCCUAUUCUUGAAUGUUGCAAAGAGAGUAGAUCUAAAUGUUCUCGUCACAUACAAGAAAGGCAGCUGUGGUAUGGCAUGGAAGUGUGAGCUAACUGCAUGGGGAGAAUCAUUUUGUUAUAUUUGUGUCUGUUGAGUAAGCUUCAUUGGCAAUUGCUCCAAACACUUACCCCUUGAGGAAACACACACAUGGUUACACACAUGCAUAUACACACACCAAAAUUACACAAACCUUUCCUGAGAAUAAAAAGGGAGGAAGCAAUAUUGGAUCAGGCCAGGGAACCGUGAACACCAAAAAAACUGGCAAGGUAAUUACAGAAUGAAAAAGGGGCCGAAAUUUCUCUCACGUAAACCUAGAUGUCCAUGUCUAAACAAAACGUUCACAAAUAAGAUCCAGCAAUAGGACUCUACACCAUGACCACACUGGAUUUUGGGGGGAGGGAAGGAACAGAGUAGUUUAACUCAAUCAAUAUAAUCUGAUACAUUAACAGAAUAUGUAAAAAUGACCAUCUCACAAACCAGAGGGAGGGGUAUGGGGAGAUGGUUGAAAAGGUGAAGGAGAUUAAGUCGUACCAACUUCCAGUUACAUAAUAAAUGAGCGCCAGGGGUGAAAAUUACACUUUAGGGAAUAUAAUCAGUAACAUUGUAAUCAUUUUUUGUGUGACACAUGGUAAUUGGAUUUCUUAGAGUGAGCACUGCCUAAUGUAUAUAAAUGCUAAUUCACUAUGAUGGACCCUUGAAACUAAUAUCACAUGUUAACUAUAAAUCAAAAUUCAAAAAUGAUGUAUUAUAAGCUGGCUAA
Mustela lutreola (European mink) is the source of this 3489-nucleotide messenger RNA. Its product is annotated as leukocyte immunoglobulin-like receptor subfamily A member 6. Gene Ontology annotation, biological process: cytokine-mediated signaling pathway. Gene Ontology annotation, molecular function: inhibitory MHC class I receptor activity. The record is from RefSeq and is a predicted model, not a curated record. Bases 1 to 1704 code for a protein of 567 amino acids. The transcript has 11 exons. Lineage: Eukaryota; Metazoa; Chordata; Mammalia; Carnivora; Mustelidae.